GGGAGUUUGUUAGUGAGCUAGCGCACGUUCUCUUUAAGAUGGCGUCGGCUUUACUGAAAAGAUCCUUGCUCUUUCCUGCGCUUCCUUUUUUUCGACGAGCUAUAUCAACAGGUUUAGUUUAUCGUGCAGAACAUAGUGAAGGACAUAGCAAAAUACCAGAAGCGAAGCUAGGUGUGGCAGGAGUCGUCCCGUCCGACACUGACCAGGCCACCGGUCUUGAGAAGCUCGAACACGACGCUCUAAUGGCUGGAAUUGAAGAUCCAUUCAAUUUGAACAUGUCUAAGCCUCCAGGAGAUGGGUCAAGACAGACACCGUUUAUCAUUACUAGUCCAGUCGAGGAGAGAAUUAUUGGUUGCAUCUGUGAGCCAGAUGACCACGCCAUAAACUGGAUGGUGUUGAAAAGUGGACCUCCUCAGCGCUGUGAAUGUGGUUACUUUCACGUGCUUCAGAAGGGAAAUCCAAACAAGGUAGAGUUCUGAAGUGAGGUGGAAGUCCACCACGAUGUGUAUUUAGGACUGAAAAGUUGACUCAGCUUGUCUGUUAUUGGCGUGUAAUUUCAAGCUUAUUAUGUGAUUGUAUACAUCUGAAGGCAUGGCACUUGCAGAAAUAGCCAA
This is a messenger RNA of Corticium candelabrum, 614 nucleotides long. Its product is annotated as cytochrome c oxidase subunit 5B, mitochondrial-like. Gene Ontology annotation, cellular component: mitochondrial envelope. Gene Ontology annotation, biological process: mitochondrial electron transport, cytochrome c to oxygen. The transcript is spliced from 4 exons. The coding region runs from base 39 to 479 and encodes 146 amino acids. The record is from RefSeq and is a predicted model, not a curated record. NCBI's taxonomy places the organism in Eukaryota, Metazoa, Porifera, Homoscleromorpha, Homosclerophorida, Plakinidae.